Suillus subalutaceus is the source of this 1408-nucleotide messenger RNA. RefSeq lists its product as uncharacterized. NCBI's taxonomy places the organism in Eukaryota, Fungi, Basidiomycota, Agaricomycetes, Boletales, Suillaceae. The transcript is spliced from 6 exons. The record is from RefSeq and is a predicted model, not a curated record. The coding region runs from base 38 to 1375 and encodes 445 amino acids.
CAAUAUUUGCAUUCUUCCCACGCUGUGUACUUUCGUCAUGUCUACUACGCGCCCGCGUCCAAGGCCACGUCCAGUGGCAAAGCCCAAGGCUGCAUCGUCGACAACAGUCAACUCAAAUAUAACACCAUCUCCAGUGCAACCGUCUUCUUCUACGAGCACAACGCAAAAUUCUAUUGCAGGGAACAAGUUAGACGAUGAAGACGCUAUAUUCUUGCGUAAUCGCGGAAGAACCUCUCACUGCUGGAACAAGCUUCGGGCAAUGGCAAAGGACACUCCGUCCGACAAAGCUGAUGAAGACGACCUCGAUUGGGAUGAACGAACUGAACCGGAAUCUACUCCGAGGCGCAAGAAGAAGCCAAAUAAACAGCAUGAAUUACCUCGGUGGCAAGCGGCGGACAUAGUCACUCUCCUUUCUUCAGAUAACGAAGAGGACGAUUUUGAAAUCACGGAGAACACACCAAAUGUUUCACAUAACGAUACGCCCCCCCGAAAACGCAAAAGAGACCGUAGUCGCUCAAAAUCCAUUACACCACCUCCGCAACUUCCUAUACACCAACUCAAUAAUGCAAGGGCAUUAGUCAGACAAGCGCUUGCUGUUGCACCACCCCGCGCCCCCUCACCAAUUCAAAUUCCCGAUGACCCGGCGGAUACUUCUGACUUGAAUCCGGAGCUCGCAAAAAUCGCCGAGGAAGUUCGUAGAAGGGCUGUAGCAACCAAGAAUACGCCAGAACAGGGCGGCGGCCCUGAGUUAGUAAUAAUCAAGGUCCGAUGGCAACCUCAUCCACUGAACACAGCUGGUGCAAAAGAUGUUUGGAACUUUAAGAUGAAAAGACAUGACACAUUCCAGUAUUUGUUUGAGGAAUUGGCAGACUUGGCCGCUGUCUUGGUAGACCAUCUUGUUGUCAGUCACGAUGGAAAGCGUUUGUUUGCUUCAGGCACGCCUCACGGUCUUCGAAUUUGGGCAGAAGGAGAGCUCGAAGCAUGUGAUCAAACAACUUGGGAUUACAUACGUGCUCAACGCCAUCAACAGGCUCCGAAGGCCGCUCAGUCAUCAAAUAAUUCACCAUCUCCCGAAAUAGAAUUAGACGCGGAGUCGGAAGCCGAGUCAACUGGCGGCGACAAAAUUAAGCUUGUGUUCAGGUCGGCGGCUACUGAGGACAAUGUUAAUCUUACAGUUCGACCUACAACAACGUGUGGAGUCAUUAUCAAAGCGUUUCUCAAGGCAGCCGGUCUAUCUGAUCGAUACCCUGUUUCUCCGCGAACAGCACAAGCGAUGCCUCAGCUAAUGGUUGACGGUGAUAAGAUGGCAGAUGACAUGGAAAUCGGAGAGGCGGACCUAGAUGAUGGCGAUCUGGUCGAAGUUGUUGGACUGUGAUUGUACUGAUACCUGUUUUCGGUUGCUUAGGGU